This is a messenger RNA of Dibothriocephalus latus, 531 nucleotides long. Lineage: Eukaryota; Metazoa; Platyhelminthes; Cestoda; Diphyllobothriidea; Diphyllobothriidae. The record is from the annotation of a GenBank genome assembly.
AUGACUCCCAGCACUCCGCUGAAGGCCUUCCUGCGAGCCAGAUUGGAGAGGCUGAUCAAGUCGCCGCCGGCGGCCUCUAGUGCGGGUCAGGCCUCCAUAGUAGCUGUCUGGCUGAUCGAACUACUGCUCGGUGAAAUCGGUCUGUUGGAGGAUCGUUGUUCAAAGGCAAAUGCACCCGCCGUCCACCGAGAGGAGUUGCUGGAUGUUCGAAAGGAGUUUCGCCAACUUAUCACCUCUGAUCUCGUGAAGAGUAUCAUGCCGUCCCUGAAAAGUCUAAUCUACCAACUCCUGACAAGUCACGGAAAUCACGAAGACUUCGUAUUCUUUGCUAAGACGGUUGGAGAUCACGCAGAACUUGUGCACCACUACAUGUCUCUGGGCAUGUAUACGGAGGCCCUUUUCACUCUGUCAGCGCACCCGUCUUGUGCCAACCUGCACUACACUUAUGCAGUUCAGCUCUCCUCUUGUGAUCCGAAAAUGCUAGUGGAUGCCUGGAUUCGUGCUGGUCAACGACUGGAGCCCUCAAGGUAA